Molecule: messenger RNA, 2276 nt
Organism: Nematolebias whitei (Rio pearlfish)
Lineage: Eukaryota; Metazoa; Chordata; Actinopteri; Cyprinodontiformes; Rivulidae
Gene: vps50
Product: VPS50 EARP/GARPII complex subunit
Exons: 21
Coding region: 117-2276 (719 amino acids)
Biological process (GO): endocytic recycling; retrograde transport, endosome to Golgi
Cellular component (GO): EARP complex
Molecular function (GO): SNARE binding
Source: RefSeq, a predicted model, not a curated record
GUGACAGACAGUCAACUAUGGCUUCCUUCUCGUAGAUAGAGGUUCAUAGUGGACAACAAGACAAACUUGAAGCUGUAGCCGUUUAGUUGUCCUUUUGCUCACAAGCUGAAUUUACGAUGCAGAAGAUAAAGUCUCUUAUGGCCCGUCAGGGCCUGAAAAGUCCUCAAGAGAGCAUGUCAGACCUGAGUCCCGUGGAGAACCUGAGGAUCCCGAGCAAGGAGGAGUUGCGGGAGCUGAGGCAGCAGUCCAUCGACCCGCAGGCGGAGCAGGAGAUCAUCAACAGCAUCGAGGAGAUCUACUUCUCCAACGACUCCUUCGACAUGGUGCGACAUGAACUGGAGGUUUCCAAGAAGGUCGCUGAUCUCAUUCUGGAGAAACAGCCUGCUUAUGUCAAGGAACUGGAGAGGGUGACGGCCUUACAGACCAACCUGCAGCUGGCAGCAGUCAUUUGCACUAAUGCAAGGAGGCAACUACGAGGCGCAAAGGAGGGGUUCACAGAGGCCAGCCUGGGUCUGUUAGCCAAUCAGAGGAGGCGACAACUGCUGACAGGUCUACUCAAGUCCCUAAGGACCAUCAAGACCCUGCAAAGAACAGAUGUAAGACUCAGCGAGAUGCUUGAGGAGGAAGACUAUCCAGGUGCGAUUCAGCUCUGUCUGGAAUGUCAAAAGGCAGCCAGCACCUUCAAACACUACAGCUGCAUCAGUGAACUGAAUUCUAAACUACAAGACACUCUUGAGCAAAUAGAGGAACAGCUUGAUGUCGCCUUGUCAAAGACUUGUAAGCACUUCGAUAUUUUGCACUACACCAAGGUACAGCGUGCCUACUCGCUCCUCGGCAAAACACAGACUGCUAUGGAUCAGCUGCAUAUGCACUUCACACAGGCCAUCCAUAAUACGGUGUUUCAAGUUGUGCUGGGAUAUGUAGAGCUGUGCGCCGGGAACGCCGACACCAAGUUCCAGAAGAUGCAGUAUAAAGACCUCUGCACGCAUAUCACCCUUGACAGCUACAUUCCCUGCCUGACGGAUCUCUGUAAGGCUUUGUGGGAGGUGAUGCUGAGCUAUUACCGCACCAUGCAGUGGCAUGAGGAGCAUGACAAACAGGAGACCGCACCCACGCCCGAGGAUGCAGCAGCACAGUCUGAUGAGUUGAGUGUGGACCGAAGCUACGUGAAGAAAAAGCUUGAGCACGGACUUACACGGAUUUGGCAGGAUGUCCAGUUAAAAGUAAAGGCGUACAUUCUGGGUACGGACAUGUCUAACUUCAAAUAUGAUGAUUUCAUCGUGGUACUGGAUGUCAUCAGCAGGUUGAUGCAGGUUGGUGAGGAGUUCUGUGGCAGUAAGUCAGAAGUCCUGCAGGAGUCCAUCAAACGCCAGAGUGUUAACUACUUUAAGAACUAUCACAGAGCACGGCUGGAGGAGUUGAGGAUGUUUCUGGAAAAUGAGACGUGGGAGCUGUGUCCAGUCAAGUCUAACUUUAAUAUCGCCCAGCUCCAUGAGUUCAAGUUCAUGGGGCAGUGUCGCUCUCCAUCCAUUUCCCCUAGCAGACAGUCUGUGUCCUCGUCCGUCCCGCCCCAGGAGGAGCUGUCCCUAUUCCAGCUCUUCCUUCAGGAUGGAAACCCAUUUGAAGUGCAUAUUGAUCAAAAGGAGGAGGAGACCGAGGAUGUGCUCGCAUCUAAUGGCUAUGAGUCAGAUGAGAUGGAGAAGAGUGUGUAUCAGGACUACGACAGUGACAGUGACGUCCCCGAUGAACUCAAGCAAGACUACGUCGAUGAGCAGACAGGUGACGUCCCUCUAAAGGGUGUGUCCAAGGAGACUAUGAGAAGCAAGAAGAAGUCCGACUACAACCUUAAUAAGGCCAAUGCACCGAUACUCACCAACACCACCCUCAACGUCAUCCGGCUUGUCGGAAAGUACAUGCAGAUGAUGAACAUCCUGAAGCCAAUUGCCUUUGACGUCAUCCACUGUGUUUCACAACUUUUCGACUAUUACCUUUAUGCUGUCUACACCUUCUUCGGACGCAACGACAUGGGCAUCUCGGCUAGGUCUUUUUAUGGGAAAAUCAAGGAAAGCACAGGAGUGAGAGUGAUAGAAGAGAUCCCUGCAAGUUCUUCUGACUCUGAGUCAAACAGUGAUGAGGACCAGGAAGUAAUUUUCAACCAGCAUGAGAUAGAGACAGUGAAUGAAGGCAGUUCUGAUGAGGAGGAUGAAAGUUGUUAUGAAGAGGUUGAAGAGAUGGAUCAUAGUACAAAGUCCAAACUAGCUAAGGAAUUCAUGUGA